This is a messenger RNA of Mya arenaria, 3373 nucleotides long. Its product is annotated as deoxyribodipyrimidine photo-lyase-like. Gene Ontology annotation, biological process: entrainment of circadian clock by photoperiod; circadian regulation of gene expression. Gene Ontology annotation, cellular component: nucleus; cytoplasm. Bases 58 to 2451 code for a protein of 797 amino acids. The transcript has 6 exons. Lineage: Eukaryota; Metazoa; Mollusca; Bivalvia; Myida; Myidae. Gene Ontology annotation, molecular function: FAD binding; DNA binding. The record is from RefSeq and is a predicted model, not a curated record.
CUGACAGCAUGUAAACAAAAAUGUUACAUAAACUUUUAUGAAACGAUUACAUUGAAAAUGGACAGCGAAGCUGAAAUAAAAUCUAUUUUAAAUGACUACAUGAAUGGAGAUCUAUCAGCAGACGAAUGUUUCUGCAUGGUGUUAUCGCUCGUUGGGUAUGAUGCUUUGAAAUUGACGUUUCUUGGACACAUCGCAUGGCUGAAAAGUGUCAACACACGUUUAUAUUCCCAGCUGCUCAACGUUUACAUGGGGUAUUUUGAAUCACAAGAUGACAAUUUCAGGCUUCCAGACAAGUUAGACUGUGCUGUUGAGAAUGGGUUUUAUGAGAAUGACAGUUCUGAAGCAUUAUGUGGGCCACAGUAUUCGGAUGGAUAUGGCGACCAACCUGAAGAUUUUGAGGAGACCGGUUAUGAGCUAGACCUUGAACUUGCUCUGAAACUCUCUCUUGAAACAGCAAACAACAGCCCAUCUUAUGCUGACAUUGCAAAUGCUAGUUCUAAAGUUGAUAGGUCAGUGCCCUCAAAUGGUAUAGUGUCAAAUAUUAAGAAACAUGUUCCGCCAAGUAAAGCUACUGGCAAUGCAACUGUCACAGUUUCAGAGGUGAAUAAUAAAGAAGCAGAAAAUCAAUUUCAUCAAGAAGAUCCAUCUGCUGGUGAUGGGAAGAAGAAAAAAAGAAAUAGAAAGAAACAAAAGAACAAGAUCGAGCAUCCGUUAUCAAACCCUCCUGUUAUCUACUGGUUCCGAAGAGAUUUGAGAGUAUAUGACAAUCCUGCCCUUGUAGCAGUUUCGCAAACUGGAGCUCCAGUGAUUCCAGUUUUCCUCUGGUCAGACACUGAAGAAGGACCAACUUCUGCUCUAGCUACAGGAGGUGCUACUAAGUACUGGCUGCAUAUGGCACUCCCCACCUUAAACAGAGAUAUGAAGGAUAAAUACAACAACCCUAUCAUAUUUAGAAGGUCUUCAAAUUAUUUGUCUGACAUGGUAGAGAUUGUAAAAACUACAGGUGCAAAGACUAUAAUCAUGAAUGAUGUCUAUGAGCCCUUCUUGAAAGAGAGAGAUGAUAAAAUCUGUAAGGAGUUGACCCGAAAAGGUGUGAAGUGUGAAAGAUAUCAUUCAUACCUUUUACAUCAGCCUGGUUCCAUAAGAACUGAAUGCUUGUGCAUGAGAGGUAUGGGGUCUGUGACACAUUUCAUGGAAUUGUGCCGCCUGUCAUCUUCAGAACCACUGGGUUUUCCAGUGGACCCCCCUGGUUGCCUUCCAGCUGGAAGUUCCAGACCUUUGUCACAUGAAUUCAAUGAUCUCCAGUUAGGAAAGCUGCCAAGAAGAAAAGAUGGCUCCAUGAUUGACUGGGCGAGAGUUAUCCGGGAGAGCUGGGAUUUUUCUGAGAAUGGAGCAUGGGAGGCCCUGCAACUCUUCCUUAGUGAUGCGGUAAAGAAGUAUGAGAAAGAGUCCUCAAGAGGGGACCAGCUCAACACAUGCCGUAUCUCUCCGUAUCUGCACUUUGGUCAGAUCAGCCCGCGUACCAUUCUCAGUGAGGGACGUCACGUAAAAUCACCAAAAUUCCUCCGCAAACUAGCCUGGCGUGACUUAUCUUACUGGCUGCUGUCAGUGUUUCCAGAUCUGCCACAUGCACCGACAAGACCUCAGUACCAGCACCAAAGAUGGAGUGGGAAUAAGGCCCAUCUCAAAGCCUGGCAGAAGGGUUACACAGGCUAUCCCCUAGUUGACGCUGCCAUGAGACAACUAUGGCUGACAGGCUGGAUGAACAACUACAUGAGACACGUGGUCGCCAGCUUCCUCAUUUCAUACCUACACAUUACUUGGGUGGAAGGAUACCUCUGGUUUCAGGACACCUUGCUAGAUGCUGAUGUCGCAAUCAAUGCAAUGAUGUGGCAAAAUGGAGGUAUGAGUGGCCUCGACCAAUGGAAUUUUGUUAUGCACCCUGUCGACGCUGCAAUGACCUGUGACCCCAAGGGAGAUUAUGUGAGAAAAUGGGUGCCAGAGUUGUCGAACAUGCCGGAAGAGUUUGUUCAUAAGCCAUGGAAGUGUCCACCAUCGAUAUUGAGGAGGGCUGGUGUUGAGAUGGGUGUGACCUACCCGCACAGAAUCAUCACAGAUCUUGAAGAAGCUAGGGAACAGUCAUUACGAGAUGUCGUAGAUGUUCGUAAGCGCUUCCCCUAUCUCAUUGACCAAAACACCGGCAAUGAUCUCGUAAAACUACCAAAGGGUGUCGUAAUUCCGGUUAUCACGCGACGAGAGUUUAAAUACAAGACAAGAAAUCCCGAUUCCCGAGAUAACCCUCACAAUGCCGUUUUGAAGGGUUAUCGGAGUCGAAAACGUGAUGAGCUCGUUGAUUAUCUAAACGAGCGUGACUUUAUGGCAAGUACAAUGAAAGAAUGUACAGGAAGACAUGAAAAGGGAGGUAAUCCAAACAAUCCUAUUGUGUUCUGAGCAAUGAGUCACCUCAUUGUUCAUUUUGUGUAGUUUAUGAUCAAUUUAUCAUGAUCAUUGUUUGAAAAUAUUUGUUUUAUGGUUAUUGCCCUCUAUUGUUAAUAAGGCUGCUGAUCUUAUAAAUAGUACAAAAAACUCUUCUCAGGAAAAUGUAAAGACAUCUUUUGUGUUUGAGCUUAUUGUACAAUUCACAGGCGACAUAUACACUGUACAUGUAAUAUAAACUUCUUCUGUUUAUUUAUGCAAUAAUUUUACAAACAUAAUUCUACUGAAAUGCAUGUUACGUUUAUCACCAAAUUCAUAUUUUUUUAACAUUUUAACUUGCCUGUUUUUCAAACCCAAAAAAGGCAUGGUAUUGUCAAAGCAUUGGUGACACUUGUGUAGUCAUUGACCGGAUUGUUAUUGGACAUUGUUAAAGUUAACAACGAGAUGUUAAAGUUAACAACGAGAUUAACAACAUUGCUGUUAACUUUCAAAACGUGAAAUAUUAUAAUAAUGUGGGCUCACAUAAAUAUAAAUGAGUACAGCUGAAACGUUGUUUACUUUGAAAUGUUCUGAAAAAUCAGCCCAUUGUUGUAACGCAAUAAACAUUAAACUUGGCCAUAAAUCAUAAACAGAAAUUCAAGUUAAUCAAAUGAAACUUGGUACACAUGUUACAGGAGUCUGUAUACAAACGUAUAUGAGGGUCUCAGUCUAAAAUAAUUGUUGUUUUAUAUCCCUUGUUUGACUGCAACACAACAACAGAUCAGCGUUGGCAUUCCCUCCUCGAUGUUUAUGCAAUGAUUCUUUAUGGUACAUUUUUCAGAGUCCUUAAAUUGAUUUGUCUUUCUUCAGAAUGUUUUAUUUUAUUAUGUUCACCAUCCUACCUCCUUUACCUAUUUUUACACCUUGUAUUUUAUAUGAUUAAAUUCACUUGUUUAGA